Xyrichtys novacula (pearly razorfish) is the source of this 4209-nucleotide messenger RNA. NCBI's taxonomy places the organism in Eukaryota, Metazoa, Chordata, Actinopteri, Labriformes, Labridae. The record is from the annotation of a GenBank genome assembly.
GAUCUUCACCACUGCACGUGAACGCAGCAUAUAUCAGUUAGCAGCCGGUUAGCUUAAAGUCUCCCGGCGGUAACUCAUGAUGCUUUUCCAGGAAGCUACCUAUAGCUGGAACUGCCUGACUCGUGCGUGAAGACAUAUAAACCUUACUUUCUGAAGACCUAAACGAAAAAAAAUGGAUAUGAGUGAGUAUAUAGUUUCGGCGGGUCGAGCCGUGCUAGACAUCGUGGAGCGUGAGUGGCAGCCUCUGUCCGCGGGCGAGCUGGAGCAGCGGCUAGAUCAGGCGGUGGAGGAGAUCCUGGAGGCUGACCUGAUAGCAAAGGUGAAAACGCAGCCUUCUCCUACUUUAUAUGUGCAGAUACUACAGAGUGAGGCUAAUGUGCAGCCACAGGUCUUACAGACGACAGUAUGCAGUCCUCAAGAGGAAGAUGAGACGCAGGAGCCCCGGGAGACUUUGCAUAGUUCUGACAGUGCUGCAGUCCAGGUAACAGACUGUACACCAAAGAUACGGUUGUUGCAAUUGUUAUUGAUAUUUCCAAGUGUUUUCUUAGUAAUGAAAGAACUCGAGUUAAAACAUGUGACAAUACUCAUUACAUUUCCACCCUAUCAUAUUGAAAAUUAACACCUCCACUCUCUUGAACCACUUUAGAUGAAGGGCAUAUUUGUUUGUUUUUAUAUUGUCCCUCUGACAGCUUCUGAGCAGAUUUACAUGAUUAAUAGUUCAACAAAGUUUUCACGUAUUUCAGGGUGCUGUCUUUGAAAACCCUCAUUUCAACCUCUUUCUGAGACACCCCAGCAUUCCAGAGCCCUGCAUUCUGGAAUCCUCCUUCACUGUUGCCAUGUAACAGUUUUUUUUCCUUUUUAUAAACUGUCAAAUUUUCCCUUUGGAGGAGAUUCACUGUCUGGUGAUGUCUCGAUGUGAGCAAAUCCCUAUAGUCCCAUCUGAGGAUUACUUCAACACACAUUAACCUUGCAGUGUGAAACUUUGCUUAUGUGUAGAACUGAUGUCCAACAUUUAACUCUAUAUUUGUUUUCAAAAUAUGAAAAAAAAAACAACAACACAAAACCGCAUCUAUAAAAAAUUUUUCAGUCACUAAGCAGACUCUUUAAUUUUUUGCCUAUAUGGCAUGGUGCUGUUGUUAUCUAUGUCAUUUUGACUCAGAAAGACUUGCUGAAAAUACAAACUAACAACUUGUUUUGACAAUUUUCUCAUAUUUGCCUCAUCAGCACAUCGCAGACUUGCUUCAGAGCUCCAAAUCCAAUGCCCGAAUGGCAGGACGGGCUUCUUUAUCCCUGUCCCAGACCAUCAUGCUGUCCCUCACUCUGCUGUCAGAGCGCAUCAGUUACCGCUCUGUUUCUCACCGUUUCCACCUGGAGAAAGGAAACAUCCACAGGAUCUUCUUUUCCUUCUGUGAGCGAAUCAAUGUGCUGGAGGAAAUGCUCAUUAGAUGGCCAAGUGGUGGGUUGCCUGCAAUGUUUGUGGUCGAUUUUGUUGGACUCAUUUGUGUUUCAAAGUUAGUGUUUUUAAUGAAUUAAAGGAGAAACAUUUUCUGUUUUCUACAGGCCAGGGGGCAGAAGAGGCCCUUUUCCCACUGUACAGUCCAGUGAAGGAGGAGGACGAAGACAUCCCCAUGGUCCUGGGAAUAUUGGGACAUACCUGCAUACCCAUACGCCUGCCAAUUGUGAAACGUGACAUGGAGAGCACAGUGCCUGAGAUGAAAAGGAUCAAGAUGGAGGCCCAUGCUGACUCCUGGCUAAACCUUGAGUUAGUAUGUGAUUACAGUGGUCGAUUUUUACACUGCAGAAUCAGUAAAGGAUCAGAGGUGGACAGAGGCAGAACUCUGAGAGACAAACUAAAACAAAAUCCUGAACUCUUACCCUCUGGUUCCUGCCUUGUUGCCAGAGCUGGGUACCCACUUUCAGCUCAGAUUUUAACUCCAUACUCAGGAAAUCUCAGACCAAGAGAAGAGCUCUUCAACAAGACACUAGAAGGACAUUUCCACAUCCUGGAUCAGGCUGUUGCCAGUCUCAAAGCUAGAUUUCAAAGGCUGCAGUAUCUGGAUAUUGGAAACUAUGAACGAGCCAGGACUGUUGUGUUGACCGCCUGCGUGUUGCAUAAUGUGUUUUUGGACAUGGGACAGGUGGUUCAAGGAGAAGUUAAGAAAGAGGAAUCUUUAUCUGGCGAAGGAGAGGGAGAGGUAGAUGAGGAUGGUGUGCAGAGACGUGAAACCUUCACAGAAUUGUUGUUGAAAAAAUGUGAUUCUGGAGGUACGUAAAGUGUUCAAACCUUUAAGAAAACUGUGUUCAUGGAUGUAAAUGACGGGUUUUCAAAUAAAUCCUGUAUUUUCUACCUCCAUGUCUACCUUUAUACAUACAGUAACAGUACAAUUGGAUUUAAAACUUUUUUUUUUUUUUUAUCAGGUGUACAGCAAAUACUGAUUUAGACUUGAUACACACUCACACAAUAGUUGAUCAGAAACCACUGAAUCAAUGUUCAGGGUAACUUUUCAUCAAACAAAAGUUCCUGUCACACUGUCUGUAUUAACAGCAUACAAGUAAAAAAAAUACAAAAAACAUUCACGGUGUAUAAUCAGGGUAAUGGGAAUGAUUUGCCAGGAAGGGGGAAAAAGAAAAUCAAGAGAGGAAGAAAUGUGAUCUUUCUGAUUUUAGUUAGAUAACUACUUUUGUUUUGAAGACAUGUCCAGAACUCUACAUGAAGCCAGAGUAAACUUGAAAAUAGUUGUACCUCAAUACAUUUACAAAUCACCACUGAUGUUAUAUACAUAACGCUCAUCACAGUGGCCACAAGCACAAUUCUAGACGUGACCCUUUGCUGCAGGUCUUCCCCCAAUCUAUACUCCCCACAUUUCCAGCCUCUUUGCCCCUGGUAUAUUAAAUAAAGGCAAAAUUCCCUAAAGUAUAACCUCAACACCUCCAUUGUCUCCCUGUUCCCUAACACAUUCAGUUUAAAGUCCUUCUCCUCACCUCUACAGUCCUGCAUACUCAGGCCCCCCUCCUACCUUAUGGACCUGUUCCAUCCCCAACAUCCCUUCUCACAUCCUCCAAAUCUCAGACUCUAGGCCUUCACACCCCUGCUCUGAGGACCAAACACUGACCCUGGGGGGACCAGGCUUUCUCCAUAGCUGCCCCCUCCCUUUGGAACCCUCUCCUAAAACACAUCCAAGACUCAACUGAUAUUCAAGUUCAAAUCCCUCAUCAAAGCCCACCUGUUCAAAUCUGCUUUGAAUUGUUGAUGCAGCUGUUUAGCCUGUCUUUUGAUCUGUUUUUACUCUCUAUCUAAUGUGUUUUUAUCCUUUUUACUGCCUUUUAUGGUGUCUUUGAGAGCAAUGAAAAAUUCUAUAUAAAUAAAAUUUGAUAUUUUUUUUAUCUUAAAACAAAAACAUCUAAGAUGUAUAUAUUUACUCAGGGGUUACAAUAUUCCUAAAUGUAAUCAUUAUGCAGAACUGUUGACAUGGUUAAAUCUCUUAUAUCAUGUGGCAAUUUCAACUGUAAAACUUCAAAUCUAGGUUUAGUCCCAGAAGUGAGAGUUGGAUUUCCAGCCUCCACCCCUGGCUUUAUCUACUAUUCUCUCUUUUAUCUCACCUGGUCAAAUACAGACCAAAAAAAUUAGAUGAUAUCCUUAAAAAGUAAGUAUAAUUUUUGUGAGUGUAUUGUUUUAACUGUAAGGUGUUAGGUUUUAUUAUGACCUCUUUUCUAAUGAUCACAGUGAUGCCGUUAGCCUUUGUCUUAGCCAUUUUAAUUGUUUCUGUCUUGUCAUUAUGCUGCCUACAUAUAAAAUAAAUCUACAAUGGAAAAGGUUAUGGACAUAUCAGUACAGUGAAAAAAAGGUGUUUGUUAUAAUCAGCAGAAAUUAAAGAUGAAUACAUCCACUGGGGCGUCAACAGAAAAGCACAAGAACUAUUUAACUUGCUAUGAGUAUAAACAAGAGUCACAAUGGCCAUGCAUGAUAAUUUGCCAAUUUGUACCCCAGUUUUCAUAUUUCCUGUUCCAGUGGUUUUAAAUGAUGUCCCAAUUAUAUAGCUUCAAAGAACUAAGACAAGCCAAAUAACUCUUGGAGGUAUAACUGCAAAUGUGUCACAAUGUAACUAAUCUACAAGUGUAUAACAAAUAUGCUCAAGUCCUUUCACUUAUACAACACUGUAAGAAAAGUCUUUGGUAAGAACAACUGUCAAACACUGAAGUUCAGAGUUA